CGCCUUCUGAUUAGAGGUGGGAAGAUCGUGAAUGACGACCAGUCGUUUUAUGCUGAUUUGUACGUGGAAGAUGGUUUGAUAAAACAAAUUGGGGAAAACCUCAUCGUCCCUGGGGGCAUCAAAACAAUCGAUGCCCACGGCCUGAUGGUCCUGCCGGGUGGAAUUGACGUCCACACACGGCUGCAGAUGCCUGCACUGGGCAUGACCCCUGCUGACGACUUCUUCCAGGGCACCAAGGCAGCCCUAGCGGGAGGCACCACCAUGAUACUGGACCACGUGUUCCCGGACACGGGCGUGAGCCUGCUGGCGGCCUACGAGCAGUGGCGGGAGCGAGCCGACAGCACAGCCUGCUGUGACUACUCCCUGCACGUGGACAUCACCCGCUGGCACGAGAGUAUCAAGGAGGAACUGGAGGCCCUGGUCAAGGACAAGGGUGUGAACUCCUUCCUGGUCUUCAUGGCAUACAAGGACAGGUGUCAGUGCACCGACGGCCAGAUGUACGAGAUUUUCAGCAUCAUCCGAGACCUGGGGGCCCUGGCCUUAGUGCAUGCGGAGAACGGGGACAUUAUUGAGGAGGAGCAGAGGCAGGUGCUGGAGCUCGGCAUCACCGGGCCAGAGGGCCAUGUACUCAGCCACCCUGAGGAGGUGGAGGCCGAGGCUGCGUACCGCGCAGUCACCAUCGCCAAGCAGGCCAACUGCCCGCUGUACAUCACCAAGGUGAUGAGCAAGGGUGCGGCCGACGUGGUCGCCCAGGCCAAGCGCCGAGGGGUCGUUGUGUUUGGAGAACCUGUUACCGCCAGCCUGGGCACCGACGGAUCCCACUACUGGAGCAAGAACUGGGCAAAAGCCGCGGCCUUCGUCACCUCACCCCCCAUCAGCCCGGACCCCAGCACUGCGGACCACCUCACAGACCUGCUGUCCAGCGGGGACCUCCAGGUGACAGGCAGUGCGCACUGCACCUUCAGCACGGCCCAGAAGGCCGUCGGCAAGGACAACUUCACACUGAUCCCCGAGGGUACCAACGGCGUGGAGGAGCGCAUGGCCGUGGUCUGGGAGCGAUGCGUGGCCUCGGGGAAGAUGGAUGAGAACGAGUUUGUCGCAGUGACCAGUACAAACGCAGCCAAAAUCUUCAAUCUUUACCCAAGGAAGGGCCGAGUGGCUGUGGCUUCUGAUGCUGACCUGGUAAUAUGGAACCCCAAGACCACCAGGAUCAUCUCUGCCAAGAGCCACAACCUGAACGUGGAGUACAACAUUUUUGAGGGCGUCGAGUGCCGAGGGGCCCCCACGGUGGUCAUCAGUCAGGGCCGGGUUGUGCUGGAGGACGGGAACCUGUUCGUCACCCCGGGGGCUGGCCGCUUCAUUCCCCGGAAGACGUUCCCCGACUUCGUCUACAAGAGGAUAAAGGCGCGGAACAGGCUCGCCGAGAUCCAUGGCGUGCCCCGGGGUCUGUAUGAUGGGCCGGCCCACGAGGUGAUCGCACCUGCCAAGGCCACCAGUGGCACCCCCGCCCGAGCCUCCUGCCCAGGCAAGAUCUCCGUGCCGCCCGUGCGCAACCUGCACCUGUCGGGGUUCAGCCUCUCCGGGUCUCAGGCCGACGACCACAUUGCCAGGCGCACGGCUCAGAAGAUCAUGGCGCCCCCUGGCGGCCGUUCCAACAUCACCUCCCUGUCCUAGACGCCAGG
Trichechus manatus latirostris (Florida manatee) is the source of this 1682-nucleotide messenger RNA. It is a transcript of the gene DPYSL4, whose product is annotated as dihydropyrimidinase like 4. Gene Ontology annotation, molecular function: hydrolase activity, acting on carbon-nitrogen (but not peptide) bonds. NCBI's taxonomy places the organism in Eukaryota, Metazoa, Chordata, Mammalia, Sirenia, Trichechidae. The record is from RefSeq and is a predicted model, not a curated record. Gene Ontology annotation, cellular component: cytoplasm. The transcript is spliced from 13 exons. Bases 145 to 1674 code for a protein of 509 amino acids.